AUGGCGUCUCUCAGCAUCCUCGACGACGACAGAAGGCCUACUCCCGAUUUCUUCUACAAACGAACACCAGAUCCAGCAGAAAUACUCGCACUUUCCGAUGAGCUGAAAGUGUUUGCUGAGCCCAAGCCGUUGAUAGACCAUGAUCUUAACAACUACCGGCAAAGACUGUGGUCUUUCGAUAGUGAAGGGAGCCUUGAGAAUGAAUUUGCGUUGAAAGACGAAAGCGAAGGUACAGCUAAAGAUAUCGUGUCGGGAUCGAAUGUCAUGAAUAACAAGAACGAUGCAUCUUCCACUGGCUCAGGGAGACCUGCCUUGAAACGAUGGUACUUUCGGCACACUGCAGAUGACACACCCCAGAAGAUGCCUCUUCCACGAGAUCAACGACUGAAACAUACAUCGUUGGUUGAAAAGGCGCAUAAUGAACACCAAGAUUGGAAUGUAAGCCCUGCACGACAGGAAGUAAAUGUUGGCCAAAACAACAUCGAAGAAGAGUCUAGCCUUUCUUUCAGCCAUCCUUCUCUAGUUGAUGCGCUGGAUUUUGGUCUUGAGAUUCCGGAGCACCUCGUCACACUGUCACCAACGCCAAUUACAGGGCUCGUUCAGGAUUCAAGCAUUUCAAGUCAUUCGGAAGAAGAAAAUAUAUCAGAAGAUAAUCGAAAGAUUGUGGCACGCCAGCAGUAUUAUAACCGUCGGGGAGUGCUCUGGGACUGUGCUGCAAUGUUGCUCGAAACUUUCUCCCUCCACCCUUCAAGUUUGACAGAAUUUGAAUUCACGAAGCUCGUUUGCCUCCAAGGAUACGAGAUAUUUCAGUGGCUAGUAACGAAUUGCCGCUAUUUUGUCGAGCGUGCGGAAAGCCAAUGGCAUCAGGCGAAUGGUCUUCUGAGAAACAACGCCGGCCUUGAUGGGUUGAAUACAAAUUUCAUGGAUGAUUUCCUGUGGAUGGAGGCGAAUGACCAAGUGUCUUUUAUUAGAUCUUACAAGCGGUUACAGCUGGAAGCUAUGGCUUUAAGGGAAGGCGUCCGAUUGACCAAGACCGAACUUGAUGCGCUCUGCAUGUUGAAAGAUGAGAACAAGCUUGCAAUUGUUCAACUUUACAAGGACGAUGCGGUUCAAGCCUCACUUCGCAGAUUGAGAAGUCUGAAUGAGAAGGCGAGUCAAGAGUCUAGUAACGACCAAGAAACCGAACCCCAGAAAGCAGAUAAUUUGCACCUCAAAUUUCUCUAUGGUUUUGGUCACGAGAAGUGUGAGAAUUUCCAAGAUCUGGUCUGGAUGGAUAGCAAAGGCGUUCCAAAGAGAAAGACCCAGGAUGGAGAAACGGCUACUCGAGAACCUACAGAAAAUCUGCCCGAGACGAUCAAAGAGACAGAUGCCCUCGAACCCGCAUUUGUUCGAAAUGCCACGUCGUGUGAAGUCGAGACUCGCGUUCAGUCGAAGGUUGUGUGGGACCUCAACGCCUCUCAGAGGCACUCCGAGGCUUCAAAUAGCAGCUCGGAAGCUUCAAGAGGCAGCUCCGACAAGUCACCCAUCGCACCCUCAAUCUUUGACGGGCCGAUGCUUAUGGACCCAUGUCUAGAGGAUUCGGUCUCUGAGCAUAUCAUUUUAGAAAGUGUUCAUGGCGUGAAACUCGAGCCUGUACCAACUGUAGCCUCGUUCCUUUCGGAAGUUGAGACUUUGGUCGGGGGCAGAGAUGACUUGCCACAGCUCAAGCGCCACAAGAUCUCAUAUAACGACCUUCGAGGCUUGGCUACUACUGUCCAGCUUGCAAACAACAUUCGGCAUAGUAGCGAAAACUGCGAUGAGGGUUCUGAUUGGGAUUUUAGUCCUCCGAAGUCAUUGAGAAGAAAGGCUAGUAGGUUGUUGGAUGCCUUCAAGAAGCCUUUCACCUUCUCGAGCGGCAAGAGAAAUCGGCGCCCUGUGAAAGACUACUUUGACAGAGAAUGA
Mollisia scopiformis is the source of this 1941-nucleotide messenger RNA. RefSeq lists its product as uncharacterized. The record is from RefSeq and is a predicted model, not a curated record. Bases 1 to 1941 code for a protein of 646 amino acids. The transcript has 2 exons. NCBI's taxonomy places the organism in Eukaryota, Fungi, Ascomycota, Leotiomycetes, Helotiales, Mollisiaceae.